AUGGAGGAAGUAGCUGCCCACAUGGGUAAGGCAGCAGUAUUCUCUGUGUUAGAUGCCAAGAGCUCCUUCUGGCAAAUCCCCCUGGAUCAUGCAUCAUCUAUGUUUACCACCUUCAACGCUGCUUUCAGCCACUACAGAUUCUUGCAGAUGCCGUUCGGUAUCAGUUUGGCCAGUGAGGUGUUUCAGCGUUCUAUGGAACAACUCUUUGAUCGAUUCCCUUGUGCAAUCAUCGUGGAUGACAUAAUUGUUACUGGCAAAUACAUGGAACAGCAGGAUGCUAAUUUAAAGAAAGUGCUCAAGCAUGCCAGGGAAAUUAACUUGAAACUUAAUCCCCACAAGUGUCGGUUCCGUCCUGUCAACUUGACCUGCGACGCAUCCCUGUACAGCCUCGGCACUGCGUGCCUGCAGGAUGGCAAUACCUAUGCUUCCAGAAUGAUGGUGGACACAGAGACAAGGUAUGCUCAGAAGGAAUUGCUGCCGGUAGUCUUUGCAUGUGUCAUAUUCAACGAUUACAUCUUUGUCGACUUUAUUCAUCCUUCCUGUCUGGAUACUCUGGUGGCUCACACGGCAGAGGAUGCAACUCUGCAGAUACUCACCUCAAUCAUCAAUCACGGAUGCCCCAGGAAGCAGCAUUUGCUUCCGCCUCCUGUCCAGCCUUACUUUCGUGUCCGAAACGAACUUGCCAUUGAAAAUGGAGUCAUCAAGAAGGGCCAUAAGGCAGUGAUCCCAGCUUCGCUCCAACAGAAGUACUUUAACGCCAUACACAGAGGACAUCCUGGUUGCGAGGCAACUGAUGAGUCAUCAUUUUGGAGUGAGAUGAUUGGGGAAUUUCUGGUGCCUCUCAAAAAUGACAAAGACCAAAUAGCACAGGCGCAGAAAGAUCUCAUAAAUCUGAGGAAUAAGUACCCUCUUCCUCUUAUCUCCUCUGCAUUUGAACUGUUAAAAGACGCUGCAGUAUUCACUAAGUUAGAUCUUAGAAAUGCGUAUCAUCUGGUGAGGAUAAGGGACGGGGAUGAAUGGAAAACUGCGUUUAACACACCCAGUGGUCAUUAUGAAUAUCUGGUCAUGCCGUUUGGUCUUACUAAUGCUCCAGCAGUUUUUCAAGGCAUGGUUAAUGAUGUAUUACGGGACAUGCUGAACCGAUUUGUGUUUGUGUACCUUGAUGACAUUUUGAUUUUUUCUCCAGACGAGACUUCCCAUGUGCAGCAUGUACACCAGGUGCUAGAACGUUUGCUCCUGAAUGAUCUGUUUGUGAAAGCUGAGAAAUGUGAAUUUCAUGUUAACACUGUUCAAUUCCUUGGUUAUGUUGUAUCACCUGCUGGUAUACAGAUGGACCCGAGCAAGGUCAGUGCUGUGGCCACCUGGCCUACACCCUCCAGUCGUAAGCGACUUCAGGGGUUCCUUGGGUUUGCUAAUUUUUAUAGGAAGUUUAUCCGGAACUUUAGUGUCACUGCUGCACCACUCCAUGCUCUUACCUCACCCCACGUGCCUUUCUCUUGGUCCUCUCAAGCAGAAACUGCAUUUAUGAGACUCAAGAGGAGCUUCUCCUCAGCCCCCAUCCUGGUUCACCCUGACCCGUCACUCCAGUUCGUGGUUGAGGUGGACGCCUCGGGUGUGGGCAUCGGGGCCGUACUCUCACAGAAAUCCCCCACAGAUGGUCGAUUACAUCCCUGCGCUUUCCUCUCAAAGAAGCUUUCUCCUGCUGAGAGAAAUUACGAUGUGGGUAACCGUGAACUGUUAGCGGUUAAAACAGCCUUGGAGGAAUGGAGACAUUGGUUGGAGGGUACCAAGCAGCCGUUUCUAGUUUGGACAGACCACAAAAACCUGGAAUACAUCAAGUCAGCCAAACGCCUCAACUCGCGCCAAGCA
Molecule: messenger RNA, 1869 nt
Organism: Amblyraja radiata (thorny skate)
Lineage: Eukaryota; Metazoa; Chordata; Chondrichthyes; Rajiformes; Rajidae
Exons: 5
Source: RefSeq, a predicted model, not a curated record